Messenger RNA from Micropterus salmoides (largemouth bass), 3080 nucleotides. Its product is annotated as zinc finger protein 287-like. NCBI's taxonomy places the organism in Eukaryota, Metazoa, Chordata, Actinopteri, Centrarchiformes, Centrarchidae. The record is from RefSeq and is a predicted model, not a curated record. The coding region runs from base 258 to 1976 and encodes 572 amino acids. The transcript has 2 exons. Gene Ontology annotation, molecular function: RNA polymerase II cis-regulatory region sequence-specific DNA binding; DNA-binding transcription factor activity, RNA polymerase II-specific. Gene Ontology annotation, biological process: regulation of transcription by RNA polymerase II.
AAUUUCCCGCCGCUAAGAUGCAGCCGGAGUUCAGCAGCAGAGCCUGCAUGUGAGGAUCAACGUGUUUAAGUGGACUCUGUUUAAACUUUCGGGAUGUUUCACCUCAGACUCAUCUCCUGUUAGCCAAGAAUGCUAAAGGAAGUUAGCUUGUUAGCAGGAAGUAGCCGGAGCCGGAGCUCGGCCUCACAGUGUGUAUUUUAUCAGAGUGAGCUGCGUGUCUGUAACGGAGUGUGUCUGGAGGAAAAGCUGCUGUAAACAUGUCUAAAGUCCAAACGCUGAGAGCUUUUGUCCAGCAGCGACUAAGUGCGGCUGCUGAAGAGAUAUUUGAGCUGUUUGAAAGAACGAUAGCAGAGUACGAGGAGGAACUUUGUGGACAACGCAAACUACUGGACGCUGUUUUCAAGCCUGAAGUCCGGUUACACAGAGCAGACGUCCAGCUGCUGGUGAGUAAAGAAGAGGUUCCCCCUGAACAGCAGGAGUUGAGCCCCACCAUGGACCAGGAGGACCCACCAGAGCCCACACACAUUAAAAGAAAGUGGAGCUCUUGCAUGGACCAAGAGGACCCACCAGAGCUCCCACUCAUUAAAGAGGAGUGGAGCCCCAUUCUGGACCAGGAGGACCCACCAGAGCCCCCACACAUUAAAGAAAAGUGGAGCCACAGUUUGGACCAAGUGGACCCACCAGAGCCCCUACACAUUAAAGACGAACAGGAGGAACUCUGGACCAGUCAGGAGGGAGAGCAGCUUCGAGGGCUGGAGGAGGCUGAAAUCAACAAGUCCCCUUUCACUCCUGUCCCUGUGAAGAGUGAAGAAGACAAUGAAGAGAAACCUCAGUCCUCACAGCUUCAUCAAAGACUAACUGAGCAGAUGGAAACUGAUGGAGAGGGCUGUCGAGGACCAGAACCAGCCAGAAACUCGGAUGCAGAUGGACAUUUACAACCUGAGAUUGAUGACAAUAUGUCCCACUCUGAACCUGAGACUGAUGACAGUAGUGAUUGGGAGGAGACCAGAGAACCUCAGUCAGGUUCAAACUCACUGCAAAACAAUGAGGUACCUGGACGUGAUCAGGAAUGUAGUACUGGAACAACACCAAGUAGCUCCUCUGAAUGUGCUGCAAGCUCUGGCCACAAGGAACACGAUGAACUCCAAACAGGAGAUAAAGCAUUGAGUUGCUACGUUUGUGGUAAAACCUUCCUCCGGAAAAACACCUUAACUGAUCAUAUGAGACGUCAUCCAGUAAAAAUCAUUUACAGCUGCUCAGUUUGUGAAAAAACUUUCAUUUCCGAAAGCAGUUUGUCCAGUCACGAGAGAAGCCAUGCAGUGGAGAAGCCAUUUUGUUGCCCGUAUUGUGGUAGAAGAUACAGCAAGGAGAAGUGUUUGAUGAGUCAUUUAGAAGAAAAAUAUUUAAGAUGCUCAGUUUGUAAAGAAACUUUUCAAUGCAGACAAUAUUUUGUGAAGCACAUGGAAGGCCACAAAAACGGGAACAAAGGAUACGGCUGCAGUGUUUGUGGCAAAAUAUUCUCUAGGUGGUCCCAGCUCAAUAGCCAUCAGUGUGUUGUUUUGGAGGAGACCAGGGACCGUCAGUCAGGUUCAAAGCCUUCACAAAACAAUGAUGUACCUGGACGUGAUCAGGAAUGUAGUACUGUAAAAACACCAAGUAGCUCCUCUGAAUGUGCAACAAGCUCUGGCCACAAACCCCAAACAGAAGAGAAACCAUUUCGUUGCUCAGUAUGUGGUAAAACAUAUGUUCUGGAGAACACCUUAAAGAAACAUAUGAGACUUCAUUCAGAAACACAGUUUUACAGAUGCUCAAUUUGUAAUCAGACUUUCAUUACCGAAAGCAGUGUGUCCAUACACGAGAGAAGCCACACUGUGGAAAACCCCUUUAGUUGUUCUGUCUGUGGCAAAGGAUUCACACUAAAGGAAGAACUGAGGCGACACAUGAAAGCAGGGCUGCACUUAACAGUUGUUUCUUAAUCCGUAAAUCUAAACAUUAUUUCUGUCUUAGUUCAUUAAAGGUGGAGUAAGUUAUUGUAAUACAAUACAUGUCUUUUUGACAGAUUUAGUUAAUAUCUCCUCAUGAUCCGUUAGCUGUCCGUUCUGUGUGUGAACGAUGAAAACAGAUCCGGUGUACUCAGCCAUUUAUGGUCUGAUGUGCCGGCUCUUGGAAUCUCGUCCUCUCAGCAUGUUGGCUUUAAGUUCGCUUUUGCAGCUGCAACUGUAAUGACAGUAUGCUAAGAUACAAGUUAGCUAACGUUAGUUACAUUAAUUUGUCAUGUAAUUAGACUUGUCCAGAGUUGCUUACUCCGCCUUUAAUACGUCACUGCUUUGUUAUGAUAAUAAUAUUAAUAAUCAUAAACUGUGUGUCAGAUGCCAGAUCUGAAGAAUACUGGACCUCAAAUGUAUAAGGACUGCUGUGAUACAGAUUAAUGUAAUCCUGUAGGUCCUUGAAUUUGAAAAUCAUUUGUGAAAUAUAAGACUAAUGUAAAAUUACAUUUUGCUUUCCACCACUCACUAACACAUCAGCUGCUUUGUUUAGUAGCUUCAUGGGUCAUGUGUCUUUCUUUCAGUCCUGAUCCAACCUGGAGGGUUUGAUGUCCGUCCCAGUCUUCCAGCCUCUUUAGUUUUCUACUUCAGAGUGAAGCUUUAAAGCCUCAUUUACUUUAAUGAUGAGCUACAAGUCAGUCAGACUGGGAAAACGGGAUAAAGAUUUAUUUUUAGGAGAUUUUUGAAACAAGUCAGUGUUUGACUGGAAGUAGUUUUAAUAUUUUCCUGACAUGUUUUAAUUUCUUUUUAAAAAAUGUUUUUAAAAGCUUGAUAAAAGGAGUAAAUGAGUAGAUAACAUGUUUAAGGAUUUAUUUUCUGUUGAUUUAUGAUGUGAAUCCAUUGUAAACUUUCUUGUAAACCAUUAGAAGUUAUAAAUAGAUUUCUUGGGAAGUCCUGAUCAUGUUUUUUUGCCCCCGAUCCGAGUCAUUUAAUAUUGAGUGUCUGCCAAUCCCGAGACCCAAUCUGGCAUUUUCCUAGAUAAUACAGUUGCACAGUAAACACUUAGGUACAUUCAAUUAAAUUUCUCUGUCCUUU